Messenger RNA from Cotesia glomerata, 1966 nucleotides. Its product is annotated as post-GPI attachment to proteins factor 2-like. Gene Ontology annotation, cellular component: Golgi membrane; endoplasmic reticulum membrane. Lineage: Eukaryota; Metazoa; Arthropoda; Insecta; Hymenoptera; Braconidae. The transcript has 6 exons. Gene Ontology annotation, biological process: GPI anchor biosynthetic process. The coding region runs from base 619 to 1401 and encodes 260 amino acids. The record is from RefSeq and is a predicted model, not a curated record.
UGCUAUAUGUCACAGCACUAACCUCUAGUACAAAAGUAAAUGAAAAUAAAACAAUAAAAGUUUUUAAAUCUUAUCACUUUGUGUGCGCUUUGGCUGUAUGCAACUUGUGUAGCAACAGUAUGCGCAGAAACGAGAUAUCAACACGAAAUAGCCGACGCCGCGCCGAUCAUGAAAGUCAGAUGGGGACUGCCGAGUUGGUAUGUUUCAAUCCUGGUGUCUCAGAAAAUCGAUUACAUAUUUUGCUCAUUUAUUUAAAAAGUUUUUCAUUGUUCUUUCUUAAAUUCAGUGUAUUCAUUAACUAUCUAUUUUUAUUCAAUCAAUAAUAACCACAGCAAUAGUUAAUUAUAAUUAUUCUAAUUGUUAUUAGUGAAUUGGCAUUAUUUUUAUCUCAACUAUUUGUGAUUUUUGUUUGGUCCUUAUCAUCUUUCUAGUGCAGUGGAGAUGAGUGUAUUAAAUAUUUAAUAAUUAUAAAGGUCCAAACUGAAGGAUGAAGAAAUGAAAUUCAUAAAAAUGAUUUUUCCUUGAUUAAUUAUCAAGAAGCAAAAUAUUAUAGUGAAUAAAAAUAAAUAUGUGUAUUUAAUAAUAAAUUAAUAAAAAUUUUCGGGAUCCGAAAAAUCAAUGGAUAAAAAAACGAUGGAGAUUAACAAUGUGGGAAAUAAUAACAAGAGUUUAAUUCACUUGGCAAUAUCAUUUAGAAAGUUGUGCAUUGCUACAGCAUGUUUACCAUUGGUUACAUUAUUGAUUUGUUUUGUUACUGCUUAUAUAUUUCAACAAGAUGAUAUUCAUGAGACACAUUGUCGGGUGUACAAUGUUCUACCGUCAAUAUCAGCAAUAACUGGUGUAUCACCACAAAGAUAUUUAUGGCGUGUAACAAUAGCAUUACAUAUUGGACCACGGCUGGUGAUAGCAACUGUCUACCACUCGUAUUACCGUAAGAUUUUAACAGACCUUGAAGAUUUGCCAAAAAAAUUAAUCGGAUGCAGACUAUUAAAUCUCUGCUUUUGGUUGAACAUCAUUGAAAUAGCUGCAUUGUGCGGCGUAACAUAUAUAUCUAAUCGAGAAAAUUACUAUGCUCAUGAAAAAAUCUUUAUAAUGUUCAUGGUCAGUUCACUGACGUACAUGUUGGCAGCAGUCAAACUGGGUCGUUUACUAACACCUAACGCACAAAGUCUUCAUUAUAAACAAAUUUUAUUUACUACCAGUAUUGUCAGUACAAUUGGCCUUAUAAUAUUUUUUUUGAAACACCGUUUACUAUGCCAUGAUUUAGCAUUUAGUUGGUUUUCACUGUGUGAAUAUAUUAUUGCAUCGGCGAAUAUGGGUUUCCAUGUAACUGUAAUAAUGGAUUUUCCAAAAGAACAAUUAAUAGUAGGAUAUGGAUUACCCGCCACUAAGGUUGAUUAAUGAUUGUAAUCAACGGAUAAAUAAUUGUCAUUAUAUUUUAAAUUUACUUUAUUAAUUUCAUCUUGAAGUGCCUGAUGCCUUGAUGUUCGUUACUAGAUAUGCUACCGUUUAUAAAAAACUUAUUUGCCAAUCUCGUAUCUGAAUGCUUCCAAAGUAAAUAAAAAUAAAAACAAUAAUAAAUUAAUAAUUAAAUAAAGAAAUAAAAUAAAAUAAAAUGGCACUGGGCACUGAUCUGAUGAUGUUGAACGUGAUAAGGCCUUUUCUUGUUAUACCUCUGAAUAGAGAUUUAUACUGAUAAUCAUGGGGUAAGAUUAAUAAUGAUGUCUAAGUAAGUUAUAAAUUGAAUUUAAAACGUGAUGAACAAUCUUGAUAUUCAUAAUUAGAUAAUUACUAAUUAAAAUGAAUGCCGUGCAUUAUUACAAAUAAAUACAUUUUUUUUUAUUUUUUUUUUUUUUUAAGUUCAUAAAUAAAUAACUUAUACUAAUUAGCUAAUUUAAAGUGCGCGGAAACUACGAGUGCAAUAAGACAUCUAGUCGUUUUACUCAUGCAGUCUAGUCGGCAUAAG